Molecule: messenger RNA, 485 nt
Organism: Physella acuta
Lineage: Eukaryota; Metazoa; Mollusca; Gastropoda; Physidae
Molecular function (GO): calcium ion binding
Source: RefSeq, a predicted model, not a curated record
AGAGCCGGAAUCCUGAACCCAUCACCUUUUGGUAAGAUACCGAACGUCCUCUCAACAAAAGAACCAUGAAGCUGAUCGCUGCCCUCUUGAUCUGCCUGCCUGCCCUGGUAUUCUGCCAGCUGGACAUCAACCAAAUCGAGCAGGACAUCUUCAACGCUCUGGACGCCAACAAGAACGGCAUCCUCCUGAGAGGUGAAAUCGAUAUCUUCUUCCAGCAACACGACGCUGACCACACCGGAACCAUCUCCCUCAACGAGUACACCGAGGCCAUCCACGCCAACUUCGGCCAAGACCCCGCCCUCGCUGGUGCCUACAACAACCUCUUCAAGGUUCUCGAUGUGGACAACGACAGCAUUGUUGACCAUCACGAUCUUGACCAGAUCUUCCUCCGUGCUGACGGCAACAAGGACUCCCAGGUCACUGCUGCUGAGUUCAAGACCUACUUCAACUCCAUCAUCUGGCAAGUCAUCCUUGGAUGAACGAAG